This is a messenger RNA of Triticum dicoccoides, 2102 nucleotides long. Its product is annotated as serine/arginine repetitive matrix protein 1-like. The record is from RefSeq and is a predicted model, not a curated record. The transcript is spliced from 2 exons. NCBI's taxonomy places the organism in Eukaryota, Viridiplantae, Streptophyta, Magnoliopsida, Poales, Poaceae. Bases 773 to 1939 code for a protein of 388 amino acids. Gene Ontology annotation, molecular function: calmodulin binding.
UUUUCCUGUAGACUACAUUGUGAUUACACUAUUGUGGAAUCGACUAUGAGUUCACGAGUUGGUGAAUUACGAUUUAUAACUGUGCAUCCGUGACUGAGAGGUUUGACAUUCCCUUUUGUAAAACGAAGAAAACCCGUGGCUGUGGGCCUCCGUCUUGUUAAAACCCUUGGCAUGACUUCGCAAAAAAAAACUUGGCAUGAGACUGGGCAGAGUUUUCAAACGUGGAGUGCUGGUGAGACUUGCGUGUGGGGUCCUGAAGACUAGUAGUCAGAACAGAACCCACCAAACCUUUUCCCACGUCAUAUUCAAAUGGAUCCAAUCAAGCACUUGCUCCCGCCGUGUUUGACCGCCUCCUCCCUCACCUGGUUCUGGUUGAACAAUUCGAGUCUCAAGCACAUUAGUUAAAGGAGGAAUUAUGAAGCUCAGCUACCACCAACACCGACACCAUCAAUUCAUCUCCUUUGCUUGACCCGAUCGCCUCCUACCACAUGCGCAUGGUAGACCUACAUAUACGCCUCACUGGUGUGUUCUGACCAGCGCUAGCACCAGGUUUGACCAGUCCACCGAGAAAUCAACAAGAACAGCCUACCUUCUUCUUCUUCCUCUAGAGCAGGAUUUUGCUGCUAUUUAUUUUUGGCUUUGGUCAAGACGAAUGGCGCGCGACGAGUGAAGCCGGCAUCGAUUCUACCGAAUUCGAGUUUCAAAAAAGAUUCUACUGAAUUAGAAAUCAGCUGGAUCGAGGGAGGGAAUCAAGAGCUUCAACUUGUCACCGAUGGAGGCCAUGGCUGCAAAAGGCAGCCCGAAGCCCGUCCCCAACUAUCUUCGGCCAUCAACCGGGUCGUGCCACGACGCGUGCAAGCACGGCGGGCAUCACGCGUUCGAGGAGAAACAAGCUCCAAGGGCCCAACCCAAACCCCGGAAGAAGCAGCAGCCAUCGGCUUCCGAUGACCACAAGACAAGGCUGGUCAAGGUACGGUCGGUGUCACGCAGGCGUGUCGGAGAUUUCAGCAAACCCGACAAGGCCGAUACGCCGGCCGGUGGGAGCGAGAUUGUUGUUGAGUGGAAGGACAUCGUGGCCUAUGAUGCAGCGCCAGUGCCAGUUCCGGCUCCAGCCUCACCCGACGGGCCAUCUCAUCAACAACCUGAUGGGAGGAACAAGAGGGAUGUGAAGGGGAAAGCACCAUUUGCCAAGGCCACCCAUCCGGAGAAGCAAACCGAAUCACUGAACAAGAGGCUGGCUAAGACCGUCAGGUCGACGCUCACCGGGAAGGCCUCCGUGAAGAAGCCUCAAGCCGCCACUAACAGUUCACCUUCUCACAAGAAGGGGGCUGGCAAGCCUCCGAAAGCCAAGAAAUCUGCGACAUUGCCCGUCGAAAACAAGGAAAUUGUCCAGGGUGACGCAACUCAUAAUGAUGUUAAACAGGGCAAGUCACUCUACACUCCCGACCAAGAAGAGCGUGCUGCCAUUGCUCUUUCAAUGAGACCCAUCCUGGCACCGGCACAUCGGAGGGCCAAGAGCAUGAGCAUCAGCAACCGAUCGGUGCGCUUCCCGUUCACCCGACAACCGAGCAACAACUCGGCCACCUUCAAGCUGCGCUCCAAGAGCAGCAAGGCACCCAUCCUCCCAUCCGAACAAGACAAGCCCACGCGGCUCAGGUUCAGAAAGGGGAGAGCAGCCGGCGAGGAGUCCAGCGGCGGCAUCCAGCUCAGGGCCAGGAGCCUGCGGAGGCGAGGGAGCAGCAUGUCCGGCAGUGCAACAGGCUUCAUCGUGCCAGAGGUGAUGCUGAGGCACCAAAAGACGCUGGAGAGGAAGAAGAGCCGGAGGCUGUCCAACAACCUGAUCGAGGAGACGGCGAGCAAGCUGGCCAAGAGCAGGAAGAGCAGGGUCAAGUCCCUUGUUGGGGCUUUCGAAACUCUCUUCUCCAAGAUCGGAAAGUAGGGUUCAGCAGCCGCAUUUAUUUUUGUUUGUCCAUGGGUUGAUUCUGUUUCUGCUAGUUCAAUCAGGCAGAGCUGAAAGCAAAGUCGAUGUUUUCUCUCAGCUUCUUGUAAUUUUAUGAAACAAAUUGUAUUCGAUGAUCGCAUGGAAGCAGUUCAUCUUCAGG